Brassicogethes aeneus is the source of this 4553-nucleotide messenger RNA. Lineage: Eukaryota; Metazoa; Arthropoda; Insecta; Coleoptera; Nitidulidae. The record is from the annotation of a GenBank genome assembly.
CCGCCAUGGCCCCCAGUAUGUUUGUAAACUGGGGUUUUCUAUAAUUUUACCAAAAAGUUAAAGAUUCAGCUUAUUAUUUAUAUAAAAACAACACUUUAAUCAACGGAAUAGUGCAAUAUACUUUAGGAAGAAUUUUUUUUAUUUUAUGUGUUUAUGUUUGAGUGUCAUAGGGGUUAGGUUUACCCUUGCAACCUUAUUGAAUUUAAAUGAACACAGUGUCAUUAUAAAGACAAAUGCAGCAUGUAGUUAAUUGGAGUGAAUGUUUUUUAUAUUUAUAAAUUACAUUUAAAUCAUGCCACCGACUGACUUUUUUAUAUCUAUAUGGAAAUAACAUGAAUAUGACUGAAUGAUAAUAUUGAACCACCAACAAUGCAAAGCAUGGAGGCAGUAUGUGAGGAGGCCGAACAUACAGUUAAAAAAUUAAAAACUAACAGGCCGUCCAUAAGUUUGCAAAAAAAGGACUCUUCAUCUGAAGUUUUUGAUAACUGUGAAACUCAACAAACAUCCAUAUUCACCAAGCUUCACAAACUUCAUGAAGAAUAUGCAGAAAAAUCCAAUGGAACACGACUAAAGCAAAAUUCCCACCUGUUAGAUAAACUAGUAGCGAGAGAAAGACUGAACACAUUAAUUCUAAACCUGUAUCCUGGCAACAGAGGUUACUCACUGGCAUUUAGGACCGCACCACAAUCAGAUAACCCAGACAAUACUGCCGAAAUAAUACAAAUAAAAGAGUGGCCCUAUGAAAUGGAUGAGUUUCUUAUGUAUAUUAACAAUGAAGAGCUUCCUCCGUUUCUGUUGGAAUUGCUUGAACAGGACUUUAGUUACCUAUUCUACAACGGAUGCAUCAUUGCUGAAGUCAGAAACUAUCGACAAGCUUAUCCUAAUACCAAGUGUGAAAUUCAUCAUGUCUUGCUACGGCCCACUCUAAGGAGUCUUCUUGCUGACAUAAAUAACAUAGUUGAUAAAUCAUCACAUUGGGGGAAGGAGGAAAGAAACCAAUUAGAAAGCCAACUACUGAUAGCAAAUAAACCAAAUUUAUGCCUAGACCCGGACAAUGUAGUUAGUUCUAAAGUAUAUCAAAUUAAUAGAUGUAAACAAAUGUGGAAUACGCACAGAUUUAGAAGGACGGCGCGAAAAUUCUCGCAAGAUUCUGUCUACAGAAAACGAAAAUUGGAUCAGUUGACCCACAAGCCGGGUGUGGAGUUGUUGGACUUUUUGAACAGCCGCGCUAAAACUUCGACAGUUAAGCAGCAGCGGCCUCUAGGCGAGAUCGGUCCGGUGCGGGUACCAAACCUCGAGUGUCCGACGAUUGCGUCGCCUGCGACCGCGGUGACGAUCAACGAGUUCAAAAUGUACCCGCGCGUCAAGGAGACCGACGACUGCCUGCCGCAACCGAUCGAGGAGUACACGCUCGAAACCGACAUGCCGGCCAAGGAGGAGAACGGAAAACCGCGGGUUUAUCACAUCAAGUUGUCGAUUUUGCAGCGGCCAUCGAACUCGGAGUAUUUGGGCGAGUUGUAUUUGGACAGGGAUCACAAAAAAAACGAGCGGAACGGGGUUGCGUGCCGCUUUAGUUUGGGGUCGAGAAACAAUGCGAACCGGUACAUACAUCAGUUUACGGAUAUUUUCACGGAAAGUGGUAGGAAGUCGGUGAGGAUACGGUAUACGUUAGGGCCUCAUAAGGAGCGGCAAUUGCAACAGUUACAGUCUCAAAAUACAGUGCCUGCAAACCUAGUGCAGCAACAGCUCACCCAACUGAGCCAAAGUCUUCAAAACCAAACGUCAGUGGCAAAUGGUAUCAGUUUGGUCCAGCAUAGUGUUGGCCAAAGCACCAGUAGCAGUAGUAGCAGUAUUCCUAUUUUGCAAAGUCAACUACAAGGCGCCAACCAAAUAAAAGCUUCUCCCCAGCAGCUGUCUAGUCAAAAAUCGGAAAUUAACGCCUUGGCCAUUGAGCUUAUGAAUUCUGUUGAACAAUUUCAAGCGCAAGCUGCUAAACAACAGCAAAAGAACAUGGCGUCGACAUCGAGCACCAACACUGCGAUCAUCAACCUGCUGAAUAGUUCGCCGGCGAGCACCACAAAUAGCGACACCAGCGCUGCGGUGGCAAACGCUAUAAGCGGCGGCGCCACUGCUACCACAGUGUUGCCGCAACAGCUGCAGAACAUCAACCAGAAGUUAAUGGCGCGCAAGGUGACCAUACCGGGAGCCAGGGUACUCAAUCACGCUGGCAACUUGAUCGCCAUCAAUAACAACAAUAGCCGAUUGAAUUUGGCCGAAUUAAACUCGCAUACGAUUCGACAGCAGCCCCAAACGAUAACGCUUACGUCAGUGAACAGUGGCGGCACAUUCACGAACUACACGACGGUGCCAGUGAAACAGGUGCUCAAUCAGAGAUUAGUGAACGCAAACAGUGCUAGUGAUAAUAAGUCGACGCUUAGCGCGCUACUGGUUGGCACCCCUGCAGCCGACCAUCCGGACAUCGGCACGCCUAACACCAACUCGCUGCUCAUCGAAAAACUUGCCGGGGCCACUGGGAACACGUCAACUUUUCAGGGUACAACGACGCACUUUAUCCAAAGUCCAAAAGGUGGACAACAGUUCAUGGUGCAGUCUCCCAAAGGCCAACAGACAGUUCUUACGCCCCUAUCAAGUCCUCCACCACAAAAUACCAACACCAUCAAUGUUCAAAGCCUCAAUUUUGCUCAACUUCAAAGUAUUUCUGGGUUACAAAACGUUCAGGUUCAGUUGCCUGGCUUCGCGCAACCGAUCUCUUUGUCGCUGAACGUGUCGUCGACCGGUGCAGCCAGCCUGCAGGGCCAUCCGACAAGUCUUAUCGUUUCGAUGCCGGCGACGACCGCCACCGCGACUGCCAAUACGAUUACGCAAGCGGCGGGCAAUGGCCAGGCGGCCAUGAGCUCGUUGGUCGGCUCGCCUGCCGUCGUGCUGGCCAGCGCAGCUAACACGCCGAGUUUGGCUCAGCUUGUGACUUCAGGGGUGAAGGGCGUGAUAGGGCAGCAGCAGGGUAUCCGGCCGGCAGGGCCGCAAACGGUGACAUUGUCGCCUGGCGGCCAACCUUUUCAACUAAUCACCCCGUUGCAGAGGGUGCGACCGCAGCAAUCGUCGCCGAUGACGGCAAACGCGCAAAACGUCACCGCCCGAACCAUCCAACGAACUACCCCGAUUACGAUCAAGAUGGCCACCACUAACGCAAAUACGGUGGGUCAGGCUGAUGGAGGCCAGCUGCAGAAGCAGGUCCAUCUGCAGCCGUUCCAACAACAAAUGUGCGUCACCCAGCCGGUGAGAAGGAGAUCCAACGCAACGGAGCCGCAGUGAUUAUUAAUUUAAUUUAAUUUUUAACUCGUUCGUUGUUUUUAUGAUUGUUAUAUCAUUAGGCUGUUUUCGUUUUUAGUUUGCUUUUAGCUCUUCCACACACCACUGAGGCCGUUUUCUGAUUUAACAAUUUAUUGUUUUAAGGUAACGAGGGUUUUUAUUUUACAUCCUAAAGGGUGUGCGAUUUUUAAGCGAAUGAUAUUUUAGACAUUUUAAUAUAGAAUAUCAAUAGGACCUGCAAAGAAAAAAUGAGUUUUUCAUUAAGGGUUUCCUAAAUUUUAUUGUGAAUUACAAUUCAGGGUGGUUGAAAAUAAAUAAAACCUUUGUAAAAUCUUUAUAUAAAAAAUACCAAAAAAAUUUAAAAAAAAGCAUUGGGAUUGCAAGGAUUAAAAAGUAAUUUUUUGAGAAAAACAAUAAGCAUGAGCAAAUUAAAAAAAAUUUCAUAACCCUUGUUUUUUAUUGAAACACUGGGUAAAUUCUUAAGAAAAUUUAAAAGUUUUUGUUUUUAAUUUAUAUUUUAUAUAGUUUUUAUGUAAUUUUAUUAUAAACACAGACUUAAGUUCAAUCCCGACUGACAAAUCAGUGUUAUUUCCCAAAUAUUAUGAAAUUGAUAAAUUUAUUUAUUUUUUGAAUUUACAUUUUGAGUAAAAAACUGCGGCAUUAAAACGCAUAAAUAUUUAAUUUUUAGUAAUAUUUUAGAUUAUUUGGUAAUAUAAUAUGUAUAUUAUCUUCUUUGAAAUGGGUUGGGUUGGUUUAUUUUAGUUUUAUCGUAACAAUUACAUGACAUUGUAAAAUUUUGACGUCAGUCGUGAUCGAACAUGGGUACCGCCUCGGGACUGUAGACACAGCGUAUUUUUUACGCGCCUGGCCAAAACAAAACUGAACGGAUGGAGACUUUGGAUACUCCUGUGGAUGGCACUCCCAUAAUGCGGCAAUUUUGCUUGCUAUGUUUUUUACGAAAAAAAAAAGAUCCCAGAGCGUUGCAAAAUUGGUUCUGAAAACGAAGCUGUGUAGGCCUUUUGAUUCAAAAGUUUUGAAUGAAUUUUUUAUAUUCAAUGUACUUUAAUCCGCAAUACCCGGUGCACCAAGUAUCCUUCCAUGUAUGGUUAUCUUUUUUAUUUAAAGAUCUACAAGGUCGAUUAAAUUAGAGUGUUAAUUAUUAAUUGUUAAUAUUAAAAUGACAUUUAAAAAUUAAAAAAAAACAGCGGUUUUCAAAUUUUUCG